AUGCAAGGUCAUCCAGGCUAUCCAGGUCAUCCGGGUCAGCGAGGUCAUCCCCAGCAUGGGGUUUAUCCACCUCAACGCCCAUAUCAUGUCCCACCGCCACGAUACCAUGCUCAAGCUCCCCCUGGUCCUCCACUUCCCAUGCUACAGCCAACAGUAAAUCCAACGCUUCACAUAGCCGCUUCAGCACCAUUCGCACCUACACCUUCUCUCAUGCCAGGACCGUUCAUCCUUCUUUUUCUAUUACCUGCCAUCCCAUUACUGCUUUUUUCGGUAGGAGCCAGACCACCUGAUACGUCUCAUUUACCGUUUUCUACUUCGGACGCAUUCGCCACUGGGGCUUUUGUCACGAUCGCUGGAGUAGUUGUACUCUGCCUAGGAGUAUACCCAGAAGCCGGAGGUGCAGUUUGGACUUGGAUAAGGGAAGGGGGUAAAGUGAAUUUGAGUCUGGAAGGAAUUUGGCCUUGGACAGGUGAAGGAAACGAAAUUAAUCUAGCGCACGCAGCGAGCGGUACACGAAAUUCCAGAUAUGGAAGAAAUCCAGAUUGGGAAUGGCAUUAUGAUGGCGGCAAUAGAAAAUGGAUCAAAGUGCCUUUCACCAGACCUGGUGUAGACACGAAUUUCAGUCUAAAAGGUGUACACUCGCUAGCUUCUCGACAUCUGACAGCUCUCCGAGAAGUUUACUCUAGUAUGUACACUGAAUACAAACCUAAACUUAUCCCUUCGUUGCUCGUGAUUUCACUCAUUAUAUUCAUUCUCGUACUUCUGUUUGGGGCCAUACUGGGUAACGCAUACGAUAACGAAUCGAAACCGGCUUCCUCAGUCAAUCAGAGAUCUUCUGAUCCUGCCUCUUCGAAGAAACUACCAAGCUGGGUAGAACGUGAAGUGCGUAAAAGGAAAGAAGAAAAACCAGAGAUGACUAUCAAGAGGAUCAAAGCGGAAGGAAAGAAAGAAAUCGAUGGCGCAAAGAAAAAAGGCUCAAGUGAAUAUAAGAAAUUCGUUGCUAAACGUGAAUCUGAAAAGGAAAUCUUGAAGAAAGAAUUGCAAAAGAGGAAAUUACCUUUGAUUGGUUUAGAGGAUAAGCAGUCAAGCAAAGAGAAAAAGGAUAAAAAUCACAAGAAGAAGAAAGAAGAAGAAGAUGACGGAGAAGAAGAAGAAGGCAAAAGUAAAAGAAAGAAUAAAAGCACAAGUGAGAAAGUUAAGAAACUGUUACUUGGUGAGAAAUCGAAUGACGAAUCGAAGGAAAAAGAACAGAAUGUGGUCACUGCUGGACCAGGAUGGGAAAUUGCUGAUCCAUCUUUGGCACAAAACACUUUAGCAAGAAGCGGACAGAACGCACAACACAUGGCUGAAAAGCUGAAAAAAGGAGGAUAA
Kwoniella shivajii is the source of this 1371-nucleotide messenger RNA. RefSeq lists its product as uncharacterized. Bases 1 to 1371 code for a protein of 456 amino acids. The record is from RefSeq and is a predicted model, not a curated record. Lineage: Eukaryota; Fungi; Basidiomycota; Tremellomycetes; Tremellales; Cryptococcaceae. The transcript has 2 exons.